Hirsutella rhossiliensis is the source of this 294-nucleotide messenger RNA. RefSeq names its product SNARE domain-containing protein. Gene Ontology annotation, biological process: intra-Golgi vesicle-mediated transport. NCBI's taxonomy places the organism in Eukaryota, Fungi, Ascomycota, Sordariomycetes, Hypocreales, Ophiocordycipitaceae. The transcript is spliced from 2 exons. Bases 1 to 294 code for a protein of 97 amino acids. The record is from RefSeq and is a predicted model, not a curated record.
AUGUCGGAAGCCUACGAGCGCGAGCGCCAAAACAACGCCCGUCUAGAUGAGCUCUCGGCCAAGGUAUCCGCCCUCCGCGGCGUCACCAUCGAUAUCUACGACAACGCCCGUGCCCAAGAUGUCAUCGAUAACACCUCCGAGACCUUUUCCUCCAUGGCAACCCAGAUGAAGGGCUCGGCCACCCGACUCACCCGCAUGGCCGCGUCGGGCAACAAGAUUGCCAUCAUGAAGCUCUCGGGCAUCAUCAUCGGCCUAUUCCUCGUCCUCUACUACGGCCUGAGGAUGUUCCUUUAA